UAUCAGGGAACGCUGUUGUGCUUGGUUUGCGGUGUGCUGCUGCUGUCAACGAGAGUGCCAACAACAUUUAGGCCGGAUAUAAAACCCAAAAGGGGUGCCUGCAGCAAGCUCUCCGGAUGUCCAAGUACAAACUAUUUCUGCUGAGACAUGGAGAAGGGGCCUGGAAUAAAGAGAACCGAUUCUGCAGCUGGGUGGACCAGAAGCUGAGUGAGAAUGGGGUGCAGGAGGCCCAGGACUGUGGUAGGCUCUUGAAGGAGCAGGGAUACAAGUUUGAUUUAGUGUUCACCUCCAUACUUAGCCGCUCGAUCCAGACAGCAUGGCUGGUGAUGGAGGCUAUGGGUCAGGAGUGGGUCCCUGUCGUCAAGUCCUGGAGGCUUAAUGAACGACACUAUGGUUCUCUGAUUGGACUCAACCGGGCAGAAAUGGCUCAACAACACGGAGAGGAAAAAGUGAAGCUGUGGAGAAGGAGCUAUGACAUCACUCCACCCCCGAUUGAUGAAUCCCACCCUUACUUCCAUGAAAUCUACAACGACCGCAGAUACACCACUUGUGAUGUCUCAAAGGUGGACCUUCCCCGAGCUGAGAGCCUGAAGGAGGUACUGGACAGGCUGCUGCCAUACUGGGACAGCACUGUGGUGCCAGAGAUAAAGAAAGGCAAGACCGUCCUCAUUUCUGCUCAUGGAAACAGCUGCAGGGCCCUGCUGAAACACCUGGAAGGUAUAUCAGAUGAGGACAUUGCCGGCGUGACGUUACCUACAGGGAUACCUGUGUUGCUUGAGCUGGAUGAAAACCUCAAGCCUGUGAAACCUCGACAGCUGCUGGGAGACCAGGCGAAGAUUCAGGCAGCCAUUAAAAAGGUGGAAGACCAGGGAAAAGCCAAAACAACAACUUGAAUGCACUGCAAUAGUUGUAAGACUUAACAUAGCUCUGUUCUUGUUGCUUCUGUGCACUUUUUAUUAGGUCUGGUGAACACCAAACUCUUCAACAAACUUGAAUAACUCAUUAUAUAAUACAGUAAAUUAUAUACUAAUAUUAGACAGUAACAACAACAGGUUGCUGUUCUGCUGAGAAGUUCAGAGAUGUGUGUGCAAAUGUUUAAUUGUUGUGAUGAAUUGUGUUUUGUGUAAGCACUGAGGAAGCAUUUGGUCUGUAUCUUGAUCCCCCUGUGAAUGCCUGUAUGUCGACUUUAAUGUAUUUAUUUAUUUAGUUACUGAGUGACUCUACUUUACAGAUUCACAGCAAAGCAGUGAUGCAGAAAAAAACUUAAAAUAAUAUAUUUCCUUUCUAAACAAUGUUUUUGUGUUACAAAGUUGAGCUUUAGGUUUAUUCUACUGGAUUUUUAAUAUGUGCCUUCCGUAUUUAUUCAGCUUUUCGAACAGGUCUGUUAUUUAAAGUGAGCCUAUUAUGCUUUUCCCUAUUUUCUUUCAUGUGUAUGCUGUUACAUUGCCAAAAGCUCAGGCUUCAGCUGUCUGAAACCAGCUAAACACUCAGUUUCAGGCAUUUUCUUUUCUAAUCUGAGAAGGGAUAUCCUUAAUAAAUUUAAAGGGAGAAGAGCUAAAACGGAUGAACCUAGGGUGCGCAAAGGCCAACUGUAAGAUAAAUAAGGAUUAUUUUGAACUGUGAAUCAUGCAAAGCUACUCGUGUAGAGUUCAAAAAUAUAAAUAUGGAGCUGGAAAUCAGCAGAAUAGGUCCACUGAAAGAGUAAAAGCACUCUGUUUACAAAUCUUACCUCAGAAUAUUUAAAAAGCUAGGCUGGUCAUUCCAAGAAUUGGGUAAUUAUGAGCCACUGAAAGGCUGUAAAUAUGCUGAACUAUAAUGCGUACAAGUUACUGAUGCUCAAUAAGUAAAACAGCUGAAUCUGCUUUUCUGUGUGGUUUAUACAGUACAUUAACUCUGACACAGAACAGAUUGAGUUUGAAACACUGUGGCUUAAAAUCAUAGAUCUAUCGGCAUGAUAACUAAUAAUUUCUAUUCUAAAUUACUGUCUACAUGGGCCGUUUGAUGUUUCUCAUGUAAUGACUGAAAAUGUCGCUGUCUGCACAUUGUCUUACAGCAGAACUGUCUCACCACUGUUUGUGGCUCACGCCGCUUUAAUGUUCUUAAUAUGUUGUAAGUACUGUUUAUCAUUUGUGUGUCUAUAUUUUUGUUUGUUGCAUUUUGCUGCCACUGUAACGUGUACCGGUUUGUUAGCUCAACAGGCGAAAUGGACACAUUUUGAACAUUUCUAGAUACUAAAGGGUAGAAACACUGAUAUAUUUGUAACUUCCCUGCUGUUCUCACCUUUCAAGAUGAAAUAAAGGGAAUUCUAAUUUUCCUAAAA
Molecule: messenger RNA, 2320 nt
Organism: Archocentrus centrarchus (flier cichlid)
Lineage: Eukaryota; Metazoa; Chordata; Actinopteri; Cichliformes; Cichlidae
Gene: bpgm
Product: 2,3-bisphosphoglycerate mutase
Exons: 3
Coding region: 117-893 (258 amino acids)
Biological process (GO): glycolytic process
Molecular function (GO): intramolecular phosphotransferase activity
Source: RefSeq, a predicted model, not a curated record